AUAGCAAAGAGUAUUGAAAAUAGAGCGCGGACAUGGAGCAAAUAUCCGCCAGAUUCAUGGUACCAACCAAAGGUACACUCGUAACGCCUAUGAUGAGGCGUUACUGUUUUCAGGCAAAUGAAUGCAAAUGAAUGGUGCAAAAUUUUUCCAUCGCAGCAAACUCCUCAACAAAAUCUGUCAUUGACAUUUUGAAGAUAAACAAAUUGUGAAUGCUUCUAAAAGGAGCGGAUUUUAAUCCACCCAAAGCAGGAGGUAGUCUAAUUCUUUGAGUAAAAAGGAACGUCGCCAAAUGAGAGGUUAGCAGGCGCAUUUGCGCUUCUGAAAGUGUCCCUACGGAUAUCGAGGACAUGGUCACAAUUUGAGAAAUAUAUGCCACCAGAAGCACUUCUUUAAUGCAUGCUAUUGCUGGGGGAGUUUGGACAAUAUUCUAAUGAAGGCGGCCUCAAAUUCCAGACUCAUGGUGAUCAAAAGAGGCCAUUUUUAAUAUCAAAACCCUCCAGCUGAAAAAGUAUGCGAAUCUGUAUCCUGAUCAGAGCCUCGGCGACGGUGGCGGCUAAACCAAGCAAAUUGCAAAAAAUCCAGACUCCUGUCAAAACAAUGACUUGGAAUAGUGAGUGAAACUUUUGCUCGUGAUUCGUGGGAAGUUUUAACCCCGUUUUUGAAACUCGACAACGACUAUCGUUUUGCUAAUUGAUUGCGCGAGUAGUGCGUUUCCCGUAGUUGCUGGAGUACAUUUUUAGUUCCUGCUGCCAGAAGCCAAAUACGACGACGAAGUUUUGCAGCUGGACACGAGACUUUCCUCAAACCUUCGCCAUAUUGUCGGAUUACUCUCCUUCUCCUAAGUCACUCACUGGAACCACUCAUCAUUUGACAGCGAUCAUGAGUGGAACGAAGAAAACAGAAGACAAAAAAAAGUCAUCUGUUUCCAGCAAGGAUGGUACCAACUUUAAACGCUCGAGAGACGAUUUGGACGAGACCGAUGACCGAAUCCAGUCCUUCGACGAACUUUUGACCAGGAUGAAACAGAUGUUUGAUGACACCAACACCAGAAUCGACACCUGCAAAAGUGACCUGCAGGCCGAGUUCACUACACUUCGCGAGGAUGUGCAAUCAUUCAAGGACCGGUGCUCUGUGGAGAUCAACAAUUUGUCUGAUGCCCUCGCACUUACUCAAAACAACGUUAAUCUCAAUCAUGAACGCCACCUCAAAAAUGCCAAAUCGAAUGAUCUGCUGCUCUCUGGCGUUCCAUAUCAUCAACCCGAAGACCUACUUGGUUUUGUGAAGAGUGCGUCGGCGGCACUUGGCUAUGGCGAACGUGAACUUCCACUUAUCUACACGAAGCGAUUGGCUCGGCCCCCGAUUGCACCUGGCUCAACUCCACCGAUUCUGCUGCAAUUCGCCUUCCGUGCUGCUAGAGAUGACUUCUACUUCCGCUAUUUAUCGUCGCACAAUCUCUCCUUGACGCAUCUUGGCUUCAAUGUGAACAAGAGGGUUUAUCUGAACGAGAACCUGACGGAUCAAGCUCGGUCGAUCAAGGGUGCGGCACUCAAACUCAAGAAGUCAGGAAAGCUUCACAGCGUCUACACCAAGGAUGGAUUCAUCUUCGUGAAACCGGCGGAGGGGGGCGAAGCGAAGCUUGUGAAUUCGUUGGAGCAGUUGGCAGAGUAACCUUUCCUAGUAAACACCCGUUCCUACCACGACAACUUCCUUGACUCCUUUCCUUCUUUCCCGUGUUAUCUUCCCCUCCUGAAAGUUCGGCUAUGAAUAUAGCACCAACGUUCAACCUAUCCAGAUUUGCUUUUCUUUUUUCCUUCCAAGCUAGUCCUUGUUUCCGAUCCCUCGUUAUCCUUGACUCCAUCCUUCCUGAAAGUCUUGUUCCGGUUCGUAAAUCAACUUCCAGCUCCUCGAUUUGAUCGAGUUGAGCUCGUUGCUGUUGAUGAUUCGUUGCUGCUGCUGCCCGUUAGAAUCGUUGGGAUCACUCCUCGGCUGGACCGAGUGGAGUCCGUUGCUGUCGCUGGGUCGUUGGAUCUGCUGGAUGGACCGAAUUUGUUGGAUCAUGCUGCUGCGCCGUGUCGUUGGUGAUUAAACACUUAUAUCACACU
Culex pipiens pallens (northern house mosquito) is the source of this 2102-nucleotide messenger RNA. RefSeq lists its product as uncharacterized. The record is from RefSeq and is a predicted model, not a curated record. Bases 880 to 1668 code for a protein of 262 amino acids. NCBI's taxonomy places the organism in Eukaryota, Metazoa, Arthropoda, Insecta, Diptera, Culicidae. The transcript has 4 exons.